AUGGAAUUCUUAAGCAAUCUUGCUGUUAAAGAUAUAAAAAGAUCAGACCUUUCGAUAGAUUACUUAAAUGAUAUCACCAUUGAAGAUGAUAAAAAAAAUUCUUUGAUUGAAUCAUUUAAUUACUAUUUGGAGAAAGACCAAAUUAAUGAUAAAAAUUUGGAUAUAGAUGUCUUAAAGAUACAAAAAUAUUUAAAUAUGAUUACCGAGCUACAAAACCCACCAUCUCUAUGUAAUGAGAUAAAUGAUUUACAACGAAAAAAUUUAGCUGAUCUGUUCAAUCAUAUUCAGCAUUUUAAGCGGUUUAUCAAGGAAUUCUUGAAUAAAAACGAUUACGAUAACAUUUGUAUGAAAAAAAUUAGGAUAACUGUAAUUAAUCUUGAAUUAUUUUAUAUCCAUCAAAGAAAAGUAAUUAUUGGUAAUGAGACCUUUAGAAAAGCUAUCGAUAAAAAAAAAAAGGAUUGA
Dentiscutata heterogama is the source of this 462-nucleotide messenger RNA. The record is from the annotation of a GenBank genome assembly. NCBI's taxonomy places the organism in Eukaryota, Fungi, Glomeromycota, Glomeromycetes, Diversisporales, Gigasporaceae.